This is a messenger RNA of Argiope bruennichi, 1228 nucleotides long. RefSeq lists its product as uncharacterized. The coding region runs from base 83 to 559 and encodes 158 amino acids. The record is from RefSeq and is a predicted model, not a curated record. The transcript has 3 exons. Gene Ontology annotation, cellular component: terminal bouton. Gene Ontology annotation, molecular function: protein binding; transmembrane receptor protein tyrosine kinase activator activity. NCBI's taxonomy places the organism in Eukaryota, Metazoa, Arthropoda, Arachnida, Araneae, Araneidae. Gene Ontology annotation, biological process: positive regulation of MAPK cascade.
GAUUCCGGCCUACCCCCCGAAGAAGAAUCUAAAUUUUGGAAUUGAACCCCAUCUGAGGGUUUCAGGCCGCAAAAAGAGAUCCAUGUCACUGGGACGGUACUUCUUUGUUCAAAGAAUGAUGCCACCCCAAGUACAGGACAUUAAGUACAACAAUCAACAGAAAGAGGUUGAACCUUGCAAUGGGACUGCAAACGAAAACUGCACUGACGAGGUGGGGUUUGCUUUGGACAAAAAACAACCGUCAUGGCAAGUGGACAAGAGAGCAAAUAUCCCUGCUGUUCCAAGCAGUCCGAUAAAUAUAAAAGCUCGGAGGCCGUAUGACGUCCCCCAAAUUGAAUGCCCACCAGCUAAAGAUGGCACAGAGCGUUUUGCUUGUCCAUCCCCUGAUCACACGAACCGCUACAGGUGCAUAGACGAUCACUCUCUCUGCGACGGCUUUAUAGAUUGCCCGAACGCAGAAGAUGAAGAUAUGGGUUCCUGCAUGUUCUAUAAGACGACAAAAGCACAUUUAGAUGUACUGGCCGAUGCUUUACUUCGUUGGGCCCGAGGAAGAUACUGAAAUCUUGGAUUUAAUAACAUAUCAUAGAGAAAGAAAAUAACGAAAGUUAUUGAAUGUGAAAAAAACCAAGACCACUGCUGAUAUAACUGUUUUGAAGAACUAUGAACCGAAUGAGAAGUCCGGAAUUAUAAAAAAGAGAAAGCUAUUCUAAAUGGAAUGUCCAGUGGAUCUCAUGCGAAGUAUAAAAAAUUCCUUUUGUUCCUAAAUCUACCUCCCAUCUUGAACUUGUAAAAUCACGGAAUAAUUUAGAUAGUCGAGACGACGUUUAAAUUAGAUCUGUGAUGUUUCGUUCCAAAAGAAGAAUACAUAUCCUGCUGAAUAUCCUCGAGAUAUCCUUGUAUAUCCAUAUAUUUAGAACUCCAAUUCGUAUUUAAAAACUGUUUGCAUGGCUUGUGUAGAACAGUGUCUUUUAUUUAUUCAUUUAUUUAUUCGAUCUUGUUAAGACCUUGCUCAUGUUUGUAGAAUGAAAUGCGUUAUGGGAAGAAAAUAUAACGCAUCUACGCUUUAAAAGCAAUGGAAUGUUGAUAUUCCGAAUGAUUAAGAUUUCGAGUGAAUCAGAAUUUUUAAAAAACGCAAAUAAAUUGAAAUCAAUCACUAACUCGAGAAAUAUCGUCUGUACUGUAAACUGAAAUUCAUAAAUACCGAAAAUAUUUCUAAAUACAGUCAACU